AACUACUUUAUAUUCCAACUUGUGAUGGUGUGUUCUCAACCCAACAUGGUGAUUUUCAAUAACACUACAUCAUCUUCCUCAAACUUCCUACUCACUGCAUUUCCUGGUCUGGAACUUGCACAUGUCUGGAUCUCUAUUCCUGUCUGCUGUCUCUAUGCCAUUGCCCUCUUGGGAAACAGCACGAUUCUGUUCGUCAUCAUUGUUGAGAGGAGUCUUCACAAGCCCAUGUACUAUUUCCUCGCCAUGCUGUCAACUGUUGAUCUAUGUCUGACCAUCUCAACCCUUCCCACUGUUCUUGGGGUUCUCUGGUUUCAUGCCCGGGAGAUUAGCUUGAAAGCUUGCCUCAUUCAAAUGUUCUUUGUACAUGGCUUCUCCUUCCUGGAGUCUUCAGUGCUGGUAGCCAUGGCCUUUGACCGCCUCAUGGCUAUCUGUAACCCACUGAAGUAUGCUAUUGUCUUCACAGACAUGAUAAUCUUGUUGAUUGGACUGGUUAUCUGCACACGGCAAGUAAUUUUAAUCUUUCCCAUGAUUCUAGCCUUGACGAGAGUAUCUUUCCACGGAGGCCAAGAGCUUUCCCACCCAUUUUGCUACCAUCCAGAUAUGAUUAAAUACACAUAUUCCAACCCCUGGAUCAGCAAUUUUUUGGGCAUGUUUCUUCAGCUCUACCUGACUGGCACUGACUUACUGUUCAUUCUUUUCUCCUACGUUCUGAUUCUCCGAACCGUCUUGAGUAUCAUGGUCCCUAAGAAACAACAAAAAGCUCUCAGCACUUGUGUCUGUCACAUCUGUGCUGUCACUGUUUUCUACGUGCCAAUGAUCAGCCUGUCCUUUACACACCGCCUUUUCAGUUCCACCCCAAAAGUGGUCUGUAGCAUUUUGGCCAAUGUUUAUUUGUUCUUACCACCUAUACUGAACCCUGUCAUUUACAGCUUGAAGACCAAGACCAUCCGCCAGGCUAUGCUCCAGCUGCUCCAUUUUAAGGGCUCACAGGGCCCCAGUGUGAGGAGUCAUAGAGGACCCUGGGGUUGA
This is a messenger RNA of Puma concolor (puma), 1029 nucleotides long. It is a transcript of the gene OR51T1, whose product is annotated as olfactory receptor family 51 subfamily T member 1. Gene Ontology annotation, molecular function: olfactory receptor activity; G protein-coupled receptor activity. Gene Ontology annotation, cellular component: plasma membrane. NCBI's taxonomy places the organism in Eukaryota, Metazoa, Chordata, Mammalia, Carnivora, Felidae. Gene Ontology annotation, biological process: G protein-coupled receptor signaling pathway. The record is from RefSeq and is a predicted model, not a curated record.